CACCAUUAAAUAAGUAGAAUUAUCUCAUGCAUACACUGAAUGACACAUAUCUUGCAAUUUCACUUCUAUUAUGGUGGUCAAAUGGCCAUUGAGCUGCCUAUUUUGUCCCCUAAGCUUGAUGGAAAACUAAUGAUUUAUUACAAAGAAGUCAGAAGUCAAAACACAGGAUAUAAGAGUUUAAAAUGCACACAACACAGACUAGCACUGAGCUGGGACAAUAACACUGAUAGAGCCACAAUAAAUGUGAAAUGAAAAUCAACUAUGAAGGAAAGCAAGAGUGUUUCUAUUACAUUUGAGUCUAGAUAUAUUAACCAAUUAAUUCUGAUGACAGGA
Rubroshorea leprosula is the source of this 333-nucleotide messenger RNA. Lineage: Eukaryota; Viridiplantae; Streptophyta; Magnoliopsida; Malvales; Dipterocarpaceae. The record is from the annotation of a GenBank genome assembly.